UCAAGUAAUCUUAACCUCAAUAAAAAAGAUAUAAACACUAUAUCUUUUAAAAAUAUAACAAAAAUGUUUAACGGUUCCAAUUUAACGAUGAAAUACAAAACGUUUUCGAAAACAUUACAAAUGAUUAAGAAACACGCAGCGGAUAAGAAACCACCAAUUUCACAUCGUAUACAACAUCUUUUUAAUACGAUAAAAUCUAAGGAAGUUCCCAAAAAUUUAGAGUUAUCGAAUCAAUUAAAUAAAUACAGCAAAUUUAUACAUAAUUUACUUGACAAGAACACGGAAAACAAAACAUCUUUAAAUAAUUCCACAGUAAAUAAAUUAAAAUCGACCGCCGUGUUAGGAGCUGCUGGAUUAACAAUAGUAGAUUCACCAAUUUCUUCAUUACCGGAUGCUCCUAAACCUAUCGAUAACCUCCCUGAACCUCCCCCAAUUCCUGAUGGUUUAGCCGACUCCUUAUUAACGCAAACCAACGCGCUUGGAGAACCCACCUUUGCCUCUUUAGGAUUGGGUGGUAAUACGCCGGUUGGAUUGGUUCAAAAUUGUUUUGAAUAUCUACAUGUUACUUUGGGGGUACCAUGGUGGGAAGCGAUUGUGAUAGGAACGAUCAUUAUAAGAUUCUUAAUGUUUCCUUUAGUGAUAAUCGCUCAAAGAAACGCGGCGAAAAUGAAUAAUUAUAUGCCACAAAUGCAAGUUUUACAAUUAAAAAUGACGGAAGCGCGACAAAUGGGUAAUCAUUUAGAAAUGGCGCGAUAUUCGCAGGAAUUGAUGAAUUUUAUGAAAGAAAAAAAUUUUAAUCCUUUCAAAAAUAUGUUGGUUCCUUUGGCUCAAAUGCCCGUUUUUGUUUCGUUUUUUAUGGGGCUUAGACAAAUGGCUAAUGUCCCGGUUGAUAGUAUGAGGACUGGGGGUUUAUUUUGGUUUAGUGAUUUAACAAUUCCUGAUCAAUUUAUGGCGUUACCUAUUAUUACAAGUUUAACACUUUGGGCAACAAUCGAACUUGGAACUGAUUCUGCAAAAUUAUCAGCACAAAACCUCCAAACGAUGAAAUACGUUCUUAGAGCUUUACCACUCAUUAUUUUACCAUUCACAGUCAAUUUUCCAGGAGCUAUUUUAUGUUAUUGGGUUGCCAGUAAUUUUAUUUCUUUGGGACAAGUUGGAUUUUUAAGAAUACCAAGAGUGAGAGAAUACUUUAAAAUUGAUCCAAUGAUUAAACACAAUCCAGCUAAUUUACCUGUUAAGCCAAAAGGAUUUGUUGAAGGAGUUAAAGAUUCUUGGACAAAUAUUAAAAUCAGUAAAGAAAUUGAAGAAAGGGCACGAGUCGAUGAAUUACAAUUUCAAAGGGCAGGAAAAGGUCCUUUGGUAAAAACAUUUAAAUAUGAUCCAACCAAACAAGCUCAUGCAAGUCGAAAUGCAAUUAGUGCAAAAAAAAGAGAUUAGUUAAUUUUCAUUCUUUUUUUGUUAAUAAUUAAUUAUUAGUGAUAAUAAAAUGUCUUUAUUUAAAGAAACAUUUUAAAUUAUUAUUUAUUUGGGGUACAUUAUACAAUAUAUAGUUCUGAUUAGCACCAUUGGGUGGCGACACCAUUACAACGGCGAAUUUGAAUCUUA
Onthophagus taurus is the source of this 1605-nucleotide messenger RNA. RefSeq names its product OXA1L mitochondrial inner membrane protein (gene OXA1L). Gene Ontology annotation, biological process: protein insertion into mitochondrial inner membrane from matrix. Lineage: Eukaryota; Metazoa; Arthropoda; Insecta; Coleoptera; Scarabaeidae. The record is from RefSeq and is a predicted model, not a curated record. Gene Ontology annotation, cellular component: mitochondrial inner membrane. Gene Ontology annotation, molecular function: membrane insertase activity.